Ochotona princeps (American pika) is the source of this 1349-nucleotide messenger RNA. RefSeq names its product ribose 5-phosphate isomerase A (gene RPIA). Bases 53 to 988 code for a protein of 311 amino acids. Gene Ontology annotation, molecular function: ribose-5-phosphate isomerase activity. NCBI's taxonomy places the organism in Eukaryota, Metazoa, Chordata, Mammalia, Lagomorpha, Ochotonidae. The record is from RefSeq and is a predicted model, not a curated record. Gene Ontology annotation, biological process: pentose-phosphate shunt, non-oxidative branch; D-ribose metabolic process. Gene Ontology annotation, cellular component: intracellular membrane-bounded organelle. The transcript is spliced from 9 exons.
GAGCCGAGGGGCGGGACUGCAGCGGCGGAGGCUGGAGUGAGGAGGCGUCGGGAUGCAGCGACCCGGGCCCUUCAGCACCCUCUACGGGCGGGUCCUGGCCCCGCUGCCCGGGCGGGCCGGGGGCGCGGCCUCCGGCGGAGGCGGGAACAGCUGGGGCCUCCUGGGCUCCCACGUGCAGCCUCCGGGGCGUGCACAGUCGGGGACCCGCGGCGCCACCGGCAGCGCGAGCUCCAGCGGCCUGGACGCCAAGCACGUCUGCCCGGCCCCCUCCGCGAUGUCCAAGGCCGAGGAGGCCAAGAGGCUGGCGGGUCGCGCCGCGGUGGAGAACCACGUCAGGAAUAACCAAGUGUUGGGAAUUGGAAGUGGCUCGACAAUUGUGCAUGCUGUACAGCGAAUAGCUGAAAGAGUGAAACAGGAGAAUCUGAGCCUUGUCUGUAUUCCCACUUCCUUCCAGGCCCGGCAGCUCAUCCUGCAGUAUGGCUUGACCCUCAGUGACCUGGAUCGGCACCCAGAGAUUGACCUCGCCAUCGAUGGUGCCGAUGAAGUGGAUGCUGAUCUCAACCUCAUCAAGGGGGGUGGAGGCUGCCUGACCCAGGAGAAGAUCGUGGCAGGCUAUGCCAGUCACUUCAUCGUGAUUGCUGAUUUCAGGAAAGACUCAAAGAAUCUCGGGGAUCAGUGGCAAAAGGGAAUCCCCAUCGAGGUCAUCCCCAUGGCCUACGUCCCAGUGAGCCGAGCAGUGACCCGGAAGUUUGGGGGCGAGGUUCAACUUCGAAUGGCCGUCCACAAGGCAGGUCCUGUGGUGACGGAUAAUGGGAAUUUUAUCCUGGACUGGAAGUUUGACCGGGUUCAUCAAUGGAGUGAAGUGAACAAGGCCAUCAAAAUGAUCCCAGGCGUGGUGGACACGGGCCUGUUCAUCAACAUGGCCGAGCGAGUGUACUUCGGGAUGCAGGACGGCUCUGUGAACGUGAGGGAGAAGCCCAGCUGUUGAUGUGUCCACCUUGGUCUGCAGCCCCCAGCCAGGGGGACGUGGCCGUCCGGGGGCCUUUGCCUUAAUGUGUCUGUGGGGGUGAGGGGGAGCUCAAUCCAGUCUUCUGCAGUAUUGUUAUUAAUGUCUUUUUAAACAGAAAUUUAAAGAUUAUAUAUAUAUUUUUACUAUUAAGAUAUUCAAUUUUUUUUAUAAAGUAGAACUUGAUUUCAGGUUUUAUAUGAAACAUUUACCAAAAAAAGAAAAAUAAAAAGGGCAAGAUGGGGAGAUGAUCUUUAAAAUCUUCGACUUGAACCUGCUGAGGCGGCUUCUGAAUAUUGGUUUGCUGAGAAAGGAGGUGAAGCUUUCCUCGAAGCUGGUGAAG